Messenger RNA from Xylaria bambusicola, 1326 nucleotides. RefSeq lists its product as uncharacterized. Bases 1 to 1326 code for a protein of 441 amino acids. The transcript is spliced from 4 exons. The record is from RefSeq and is a predicted model, not a curated record. Gene Ontology annotation, molecular function: nucleic acid binding. NCBI's taxonomy places the organism in Eukaryota, Fungi, Ascomycota, Sordariomycetes, Xylariales, Xylariaceae.
AUGACCUUGGCGAACCGGUCCGAAAUGCUCCAGAGUCUUACGGAGAAAGGACAGCCCACUCUCGAUGAUCUCCUUGACACUCGGUUCAUUCCGUUCAUCGAGAAUUAUAUGUAUUCAUACCCGACGGAGGAAAACGGAGUGAUUAUUAUCAAGAACAUCCCAUACGAGACCACGCGCGGCGAGAUCAUCGCACUUCUAGGCAAGACCUCGAAAAUCCUUAACGACCGUCAAGAGCCAGUUCACAUCAUCAUGGACCGUGUCACUGGCAAGACUCAGGAUGCGUUCUGCGAGCUGUCUAGCCUUAACGCGGCGAUCGAAAUCGUCGAGAGAUUUGCGAAGGGUGCGGAGAACGGUCGUCUUCCACGUCUCGGUAGUCGGGUCGUCGAGAUUGACUUAUCGUCGCAGACCACUCUUAUGAAGACUGUCUUUCCCAGCUCUAAGAACGGAGUACAAUGGAAGGGCACCCGUCCGCAACUUGUAACAAGCUCCGCAUACGCUUGGGAGAAUUUCAGUGGCUUCUUCACCGAGGAGGAGAUGGUCAUGCUUAGAAAGCAUGUCGACAAUCCCCAGCGCACGGUGUACGCCCGAAUCUGUCCUGAGCGACCAUACGAAUGCAUGAUCAGCACUCUCCGCAAGAUCCCCUGGUAUAUGGCCGAGCACAUCACGAUCAAGCAGCGCCACUCCGUUUACGAAUGUUGCAUAAAGAUGAUAGGGGUCCUCGUUGGCAAGGUCAACUCCAAUGAUAACGGGCGCCGCGAUCGCUCCCGGAACGAUGAAGGGGAAAAGAUAGAGGUCGACCGCCUUAACCCCCAGCUUCUCGACCGCUUAGUCACUUCAGCUAUGCUGUGCCCUGGAUUCUCUGUCGUCCAAAAGCAUAACAUCGCCACGAUGGCUAACCUGCCGGCUCAGAAGAGACGUGAAUUCAACCAGCCACGGUUCCCAGACUCAUGGCGCCAUCAAUGGACCCUUAUUCCCAAGGUGAACAUGCCGAUUGAUGUUCUUGAGUGGUAUAUCGCAGUCAUCAGGGCUGAGACCGAAAGAGUCGCCAAAAGCCUGGGAAUUCAUCAGAAAAAGCUGCUCGAGGAAAUCAUGGAGGACAGGUGCCUCGAUGGCUAUUGGGGUUUCUUCUGGGCCGAGGUCAACUUCCCCGUUGGCCUGACUUGGGACAACAUGUCGCUCGCUGACUGUAGCCGAUUGGAGUGGCAGGCCAUUCAGAGUAUUCUUACUCGUGCUAUUCAAGGUGGCAAUGUUCCUCCCUCAUACACAUCUGGUUCCUAUCAUACCAGCCCGGCAUGCAAGAAAGAAUUCGCUCGACUUCCUUAUUAG